AUACGCAUGAUGACGUGGCCGUUUAUACCGGACGUCAAGGACUUGGCCUUGCGUUCCUAUCCGCGUAUAAAACCCAGUUAGAAAUUGGCAAACGAACAAGUAGCCUGUAACUCUGAAUUCUGCUCCGGACGACAAUCUAGCUGCCGAGAUUUCAAUUCUUUCUCUUUGAAAUUCGAUUUUCGAUCAUGUCGAUUCUUUUACUAAUUAUUUUACUAACGCCGGUGAUCUCUUUGAACUGGGUGUCGGAACCGCGCCGCACUUCAACUGGACUGAACGGUGUCCAAUUAACAUUUGCUGUCAAUCACAAUCCUCCCUAUGACACGCUUAUCCUUCGACCCGACGGAAACUACACUCACACUGGCUCCGGACCAAUAUGGCAGGCAUGGCUAGCGAGAAAACUGAAUUUCACCAUUUCGUACCGGUACGUGAUGAUCAAUCAAAUGAUAAUCGAUAAAUUCGGAGGGUCAGCCCUCGAGUAUUCUGUUAACCUAGUAAUGAACAAAGAAGCGGAUGCAUUAGUGAGCGGUUUGGUGGCCUCUCCGGAGAGGAAGAAGAAAAUGGAUUUUUCUUACUUCAUUUGGACAGAGCUGUACUCUAUGGUGGUGCCUCGAGCUGAAGAAGAGUCUCGCCUUUUGGCUUUUAUUCGGCCAUUUCAGUCAAUAGUACAACACAUUUCGAUUUCUCACUAAGAA
This is a messenger RNA of Daphnia pulex (common water flea), 692 nucleotides long. RefSeq lists its product as uncharacterized. NCBI's taxonomy places the organism in Eukaryota, Metazoa, Arthropoda, Branchiopoda, Diplostraca, Daphniidae. The coding region runs from base 186 to 689 and encodes 167 amino acids. The record is from RefSeq and is a predicted model, not a curated record. The transcript has 4 exons.